AUGUUAGGCCAAGAUCAUAAUAUGAGGAUGAGAUCUCUCGAUCCAUCUCCUCAAGUUUACUCCCACUCGAGAUCAAGAACCUCUUCCUCCAGCGUAUUCCCCCAAGCUUUCAACCCAAUGCAGCACCUGCAACAGCCGCAGCCCCCUAUGGGACACACACGGCGAUCCCCCUCCGUGAACACUUUCAGCACAACUUCGAGCAACACCCCACCUGCCGCAUACCGAACGUCGCCUACCGCCGAUAUUCGACGUAGCACGUCCUCGAGAUCAGGCGGUGGCGGCGCUCCGACGAGCUAUGUCGCCCUGCUUCGAAAGCAAAAAGCCACCGUCUGGUGCGAUCGGUCACAAACAGAAGACCCGCGACUCCUGGCUCAGCAGCGUUUAGCGAAGCAAAGGGCCAAUCAAGAAGUUAUCGGCGGUACGAUGCAAAGCCGUACCUCGACUGGGAUAGGAAGCACUGGCGGCAAGGUUGCCGCUAAGAUCCGCCAUCACGGCAAGCCCGGUGUUGUAGGAUAUACACCCGAUAGCAAUUAUAUGGGAGUUACUGGAGUACCCAUGCGAUUGAGCGCUACCGAAGUCGAGGGCGAAGACGGUGACGAGGAUGAUCUGUCAAUGCGUCGCCUGUAUCACCGUAGGACGGGUAGCAGCGGGCGCAGUAGUACCGCCAGCAGCAGACGGGGCCUCACGUAUCGUACUUCCGGCGCUUCUCAGCACAGCAAGAGAUGGAGCCCUGGCGACACUCCGGAACGGGCGGGCAGUAUGGUUAUCGAGGAUCUCGAGUAUACUCCUGGUGAUGAUAAGCUAGGGGGCCGACCGCAGAGCACUCGCAGCGGGAGUAGCGCAGAGAAAGCCGAUGCUCUACCCGAGCUUGGAGGCGCUAGCAAUACCAAACUGGCGAGCAAUAGCAUGAUGAACGCCGCACUCACGAGAGAGAAGAGCGUCAAGAACCCUGAGGAUCUUCGACGCCGCGGUAGUGUAGACGAGCGGACGAUGACUCUUACAAGCGGGCGACUAUUCAUUGCGAACCCCGACUAA
This is a messenger RNA of Daldinia caldariorum, 1035 nucleotides long. RefSeq lists its product as uncharacterized. The record is from RefSeq and is a predicted model, not a curated record. NCBI's taxonomy places the organism in Eukaryota, Fungi, Ascomycota, Sordariomycetes, Xylariales, Hypoxylaceae. The transcript has a single exon. Bases 1 to 1035 code for a protein of 344 amino acids.